CCUAUUUCAGUACCACAUAUUCAUGGCAGAUGGCGCUGCAUGUACGAAAAACAAAAUUAAUUUCGCGCAACUCUUCAACCUUCGCAGUGUUUUCAACGUUUUUAUCGCGAUAACAACCGUUAGAACUGCAGUGUUUCAACAAACAAUUGUGCACAAAUAAACAACAAAUCAAACUCUAUUCCGGUACAAUCAUUAGCUAAGACUGUUACUCUUUACUCCAAACAAUAUUGAUCGUGCAAACUGAGUGUGUUCGCUGCGAUAUUCACGAUUUUCAUUGUACCGGCGUGCGGCUCGGCUAAAGAGGUUACUUGCUGUUGUGGCGCGAAUGCGCACCGAAAACAAUCUUAUCUGCGACGUCAACAAGCAACACAAAACAAUGUCCGCGAGUCUACUACAGGAAAUAGAAAAAAUCGACGCCAUCAAAUGGCACACCAUUGACGGUGAGCAAUUAAACCUAAGCUACGCUUCGCUAUUCCACAAAGAUCUCGCCGAUCGCAUAUUCACCGAACUGGAAACUUCGACAGAAUACUACGAUGCGGAUAUGUGCAAGGUGCGUGUAUUCGGCAAAUAUCACAACAUUCCGCGUAAACAAGUCGCGCACAGCGACCCGGACCUAGUUUACCGGUUUUCCGGCAGUGUGGUACCUGGUAAACCAUGGACGCCAUUACUAGCAGCCAUCCGGGAUCGUGUUCAACAUCUGACGGGCGGUGUGAGAUAUAAUUUCGUCUUGAUUAACAGUUACAGCACAGGUUGUGUCUGGCAGUCCGAUAAGCUGUAAACUGUACUUUCUAUGAUUACCUGAUGCACUGGUAAGUUUGUAAACGUUAUUACAUUAUACUUUCAUAUUUAUCUAAAAUUGCAUGUAACGUGAAUACCGUAACAACACAAAAUUGAUGCGUGCCGUCGGAUGCGACUUGGAUUUACCCGCAGAGUAAGGUCAUGUCAAUUAUCGAUUUAAUAACGUGAAAUUUUCCUUGCUCGCAUUUUUAUUUUUAUUUCAUAAAUCUGCCAGCUCUUUAACGUAUUUUCGUAGUUUGGCAAUUAAUUAUUGAGAGUAAUAUAUUUGUAAAAUAUUUGUAAUAUAUUUGUAUAAUGUAGCAAUUUUCUUCUUGUAUCACCCUAUGUUCUACUUUACCUUGCGUUCUCGUGUAAAACUGACUAAAUUUGUCGGUUCUGGGUCGUUUUCUACUUAAACUUUGUAUUUUAUUUUUAAAUUUAGGAAUUUCCUGUUUGUAUCACCCUGUAUGUUUGUUUUUCUUGAUUUCCUAUUAUAAGUUUUCUAAAUUUGAAUUCCCGACUAUUUUCUUUUUUGUACUAUUGAUUUUCUUUUUGUGAUGUUGUAAUUUCCUUUUUGUAGCACCCUGUAUAUUUGUUUUUCUUGUUGUCCGUGAAAAUUUAGCUUUAGUUGUUGUUUUAGGGUUUUCUUCUUUCCACUUUGAAUUUUCUAUUUGUAACACCCUGUAUAUUUGUUUCCAUUUUCACUCACGCAGAAAAUGGUCUAUUUCCUAAUUUCUUUAUCCCGGUAGUACUUUGCGAAGUGUAACUUGCUUGCAUGUGCGCGGCUAUGCAGGUCGUAAGUCCUGUUUCAAUAUGGCGACAUGUAUUCUGUUGACUUGUAAAAUAUAAACUUGUAUUCUAUUGUUAAUAAAGAAAUAGUAAAAUAUA
This is a messenger RNA of Dalotia coriaria, 1665 nucleotides long. RefSeq names its product DNA oxidative demethylase ALKBH2-like. Gene Ontology annotation, molecular function: ferrous iron binding; cytosine C-5 DNA demethylase activity. NCBI's taxonomy places the organism in Eukaryota, Metazoa, Arthropoda, Insecta, Coleoptera, Staphylinidae. Gene Ontology annotation, biological process: DNA repair; DNA alkylation repair. Bases 326 to 778 code for a protein of 150 amino acids. The transcript has 5 exons. The record is from RefSeq and is a predicted model, not a curated record.